AUGCCACUCCCGGCAAUGGACCUCAUCGGCAGCCCCGAGGCGCCUCGCAGCCCCGCAACUAGCGAGGCCAGCGCCAGCACCUUCCGAAGCCCCACGGGCAGCGAGGCCAUGUCCGGAACCUUUAGAUCUCCCUCAGGCAGCGAUGUGGCCCCGGGCACAUUUAGAAGUCCCGCCGGCAGCGAAGCCAGCCUCCGCAGCCCCUCGGGCAGCUACGGCCGCACCUCCUCCCGCAGUGACGUCAGCAGCACCCGCGCUGACGUCAGCAACGGGAGCACGUUCCGGCUCGGCAGUGGCAGCACCGAGGGGGGGCGCAGGAGGUCCUCUAACGGGGGGGCCGCGCCAACGUACAGAAUUAGAAGGACGUCGAGCUCGAACAGCAGGGCGGGGGAGGGCAAACCGGCCAUUCACACGCUGCCGGAUGGGUCUGCCGAUGAGAGAGUGAAGGUUUAUGUGCGAGUACGGCCGAUGGCUUUUCAGGGGGUGGAAGAGAACGAGGAUGGGGUGGCGAUCCGGGCAGACCAGGAGAAGAAGCAGGUCACUGUAUUCGAUGAGAAGGAUGUGCAAGCAGGCCGAGCGUCGAUGCAGCGGGCAUUCGAGUUCGAUGCCGUGUUUCCGCCCGACUCGAGCCAAGCAGAGGUGUUUGAGGCGGUGGGCCAGCCCGUGUUGGACGGAGUGUUGGCGGGAUACGACGGAACCAUCUUGGCAUAUGGACAGACCGGGUCCGGCAAGACCCACAGUUUGCUGAACCCCGGCGAGGGCGCGCUGGAGCAGGCGGGCCUGGUGUCGCGGCUGGCGGGGCAGCUGUUCAUGCGCAUCGCGGCGGACCGCAAAAACUCGUACGGCGUCCAGCUGGCUUUCUGCCAAAUCUACAACGAGACGAUCAGCGGCCUGCUCUGGGCUGAGAUCACGGGCGUUCCGCUAGGUCUGCGCAAGAGCCGCUCCUCUAACACUAAGCGGGGCGCCGCUGACGUCAAUCUAACACGCCUCUUCUUCUUUGCAGACGUCAUCCCCGUCUCCCUUCAGAUUAGCGACCUGCUCUGGGCUGAGAUCACGGGCGUUCCGCUAGGUCUGCGCAGGAGCCGCUCUUCUAACACUAAGCGCGGCGCCGCUGACAUGAUUCUAACACGCCUCUUCUUCUUUGCUGACGUCAUCCCCAUAAGCGAUCUUCUCUGCGGCGAGAUCACGGGCGCCCCGUUGCGCCUGCGCGAGACCCGCUCCUCGGAAACAGUGCGCGGCGCGGCGUGUGACGUGGAGGGGCUGACGUGGCUCACGUGCGGCAGCCCCACCGAGCUGCUGCAGCACUUCAACCGGGGCAAGCAGGGGCUGCACUACGCGGAGACGAAGCUCAACCGGCACUCGUCGCGCGCGCAUGCGGUGUUGCAGAUCCGGGUCGUGCGGAAAGCCGCGGUCGAGGCGAUCGGUGGGGAGCUCUCGUCGCAGCGUCAGCGAGUUGACGGGAAGGUGGAGUGCGAGGUGCGCAGCGCGCAGCUGCUGGUGGUGGACAUGGCGGGCAGCGAGCGCGUGAAGCGCGCGGGCAGCGAGGGCCUGCGCAUGAAGGAGGCCAUGAACAUCAACACCUCGCUGCUCUGCUUUGGCAACGUGGUGAGCGCCCUGGCGGCACGUCAGAAGCACGUGCCCUUCCGGGACUCCAAGCUCACCCGCCUCCUGGAGAAGUGCGUGGGCGGCCGUUGCCCGACCAGUCUGCUGGUGUGCGUCUCCCCGUCCCUGGACGACGCCCCCGAGUCGCUUGGCAGCCUGGAGCUGGGCAGCCGGGCCAUGGGCGUGCGGGUCGCGCCGGAACAGAACCGGGGCACCGUCUUCCUGGACGCGGAGGCGCUCGCGCAGGACCUCGCGCAGACGUUUCGGGAUUCCGCCAUCUUUGCGAACAGCGAGCGCGUGGCGGUGCUGGAAGGCCAGCUCAAGGAAGGCCACAAGGCGAGAGGCGAGGCAAAUCUGGAGAUCAAGAAAUUCAAGUCGCUCAUCAAGGCGGAGCGUGAGAACGGAGUGGAACUGCGUGAGCGCGCGCGAAGGGCAGAGGAAGCGGAGGCGAAGAUGAGCGAGCGCGCCAAGGUUCAGGAAGCGCGCGCAAAAGCCGCAGAUGCGCGAGCGCGAGAGGCCGAGGAGCGCGCCACUGUUGCCGAGCAACUGCAAGCGGCCGCGGAGAAGCGCACCACGGCCGCGGAGGAGCGCGCCACGGCCGCAGAAGCGCAGCUCCGGCGGCUAACUGAGACAGUGGAGCACUUGAGGCGCGCGCUGAGAGAAGAAGAGGGGCGCUGUGCGGAGUGGCAGGAAAGGUAUAACGCGAUGGCCGAGACUGCGGCGCUGCAUGCGAAGGAGGCGGAGGUCGCCCAGCAGGCUAGUACGAGCUCGGACGAACGGCGAGCCGCAGCGGAGACCCGAUGCAUAGCGGUGCAAGAAGAGAACCAGCGGCUGGAGAAGUGGUGCACUGAGCUGGAGGCCGAAGUGGACGCGAGUCGCAUCGCGUGCGAGAAGGCGCAAGGCGAGGCGCAGGCCGCCGCCAAGAAAGAGGGAGAGUUGCAGGCGCGCGUUCAGGAGCUGAGCGAAGCCUUCCGGACGUCCGAAGAGCUCAGUAACGACUGGAAGAGCAAGUCAAAGGCCCUCGAGAAGAAGCUCGCGGCGUCGGAGAAGCGCGCGGCCGCGUUGGAGGCCGCGUCGAGUGACGCCGCGGAGUACGUCACGCGCGCGCACAAGCUGGAGGAGCAGACCACCGACCUGCGCGCCAGCCACGCGGGGGCGCUUCUGCAGUUGGCCUCCAGCCAGGACCACGAGCUUGCGCUCCAAAAAGAGUUGGACGCAUCGCACGCGCGCGAGCAAGGCCUCAAAACCUCCCUCGACGAGGCACGUGCCGCAGCCGCGACCGCCGAAGCCGCCCACAUGCUGACACGUGUCACCCAGGGGACGGUCUGCAUUAAGUACGGGCGGAACGGGAAGCCGUACCGGCGCCUCGUGCGGCUGUGCAAGCUGGCCGAAAGCGCGUCGUCAGUCGUGCCCGGGGGGAAUCCCCCGGUCACAAAGUGGGGCUUGGAGUGGGCCCCGGCUGGAACGUUCCGGGGCGCAAUUUCACUGCAGGGGGCGUCUUUGUGUGCUGACCGGGGGACAAAGAACCGGGGCGAGGCGCAGGUGAACCUGGCGACGCAGGAGAGGGGGGUGCUGACGUUAGGGCUGCCCGGGGAAGGGGACCGGGCAGUGUGGCAGAAAGUGUUGCAGAGAGUGCUCGCCUGAAGAGGGGCAACUGGAGCAGAGACCCGAGUUAUUGGAAUGGGCCGCGAGUGCGUGACCAACAAAUCAAUGAGCUUUUUAUUGCAAGCGCAACGGUUAAAGAACGCAAGCCACAGUUGUCAUCCUUUGAGAACGAUUGAGUUACUGGAGAUAUUGUGCAGACUACUAAUGGGCGAUAGAUAGACUGUCAUUUGAGAUUUGUUCGACUGCCUCACCGCCAUUGUGUGUAAGUUUCUGUUUACCUGUUCCCAAGGAAAAAGUUAGUCAAAGGUAGCUAUGUCGCUGACUAAAAAGCGAGUGUAACAUGAUCAGGAGCUAGAGUGGGUUUCUUUUGUCAGUGCAGCAACUAGGUUGCCUGAUUCCGACAACUGUGCCAACCAGUCCGUACUCGACAACGAGAAAGGUCAUCAAGAAACUUUAAAGUUCAAAGGUCGGAGAAGCGGAAUUCGAGUUUCGUUUGAUCCGACGUAGCUCGUUGUCGAUUGCGAUGGGCUCAUCGGUAAUUUUAUGUGGUCGCAUUGCUCUGGUCGUAUAUGCGAUUAGGUUAUAUCUGAAAAGACUGGCUUUACUGGGAUAAGAGGAGCGCAUAAGCAUUCACACGCACACUAACGAAAGUGUUUCGAAUCUGGUCAGAAGCUUCAUGAUUCUGGCGAUUGCAGUCAAGUUUCGG
Messenger RNA from Klebsormidium nitens, 3910 nucleotides. NCBI's taxonomy places the organism in Eukaryota, Viridiplantae, Streptophyta, Klebsormidiophyceae, Klebsormidiales, Klebsormidiaceae. The record is from the annotation of a GenBank genome assembly.